Medicago truncatula (barrel medic) is the source of this 1900-nucleotide messenger RNA. RefSeq names its product RING-H2 finger protein ATL74-like. Gene Ontology annotation, molecular function: transferase activity. The record is from RefSeq and is a predicted model, not a curated record. Lineage: Eukaryota; Viridiplantae; Streptophyta; Magnoliopsida; Fabales; Fabaceae. Gene Ontology annotation, biological process: protein ubiquitination.
AAUGAAAGUUGGAUGAGAAUAAAAAUAAAAUGAAGGGAACGGAUUACUUUUUUCAACUUUACAUUUAUGGUUGAGUGCAGGAGUGGGGAAAGGAUUUGGUACUGAGAAUAAGUGCUGCUUAAUUUAAUUAUGCUAAUUUUGAUUAGGUGGGAUCAGGUGCCGUAAUUUCUUCCCUAACCUGAUUCUUAAAAUCAACAACCAUCUUCAUGUCACAUACUAUCAAUGUCUCACUUCAAUAAUAGAUGGAAGGAGACAACAAAGUAGUUGUCCUGCUUUCAUUUCCUAACAUAAUACUAAUAUCUAUGUCCCUGUUGCCUAUGAAACUUCUAAAAACCACAAAACACACUAAGCCUUACCUUCUUUUCUGUCACAAAAUUUGAGUCUCUCAUUUAGUGCUCUCAAUUUAGAAGAAACAUUCCAACUAUUCAUGUUGGAAAACAUCACAAGCAAGGUAAAACAGUACAUCAAAAUCAUUUUGAACCUUCCUUGUCAUGUUUUCUUCAUAGUUUUUGUGCUUCUAUAACAAAGUGGUUGAGUUGAGAACUUUUCCGAUCUCAAGUUCGCUGCACCGCUUUUCUAAGGUAUUGUCUACUUUGGAUCAAAACCAUUGAAUCUACAAUGGCUCUCCGUCAACGCCUCCACCGCCUUUUGCUUGACGCAGAUUCAACUUCAACAACUGCAUCAGGUUACAUGAAUAGGUCAAGGGAGCCUUUCACAACCCCGGGUGAUUCAAAUUUUGACACCAACAUGGUGUUUAUCUUGGCAGCUUUACUUUGUGCACUUAUUUUUGCAUUAGGACUCAACUCAAUUGUAAGGUGUGUUCUAAGAUGUAGCAACAGGUAUGCUUUUGAGACACCAGAUGAAGCUAUGGCUCGUUUAGCAUCAAAGGGUUUAAAGAAAAGUGCAUUGCGUAAGAUCCCUGUAGCUGUUUAUGGUUCUGGAGGUAGUAGUACUAGUUUUGCAGCCACAGAAUGUCCAAUUUGUCUUGGGGAGUUUAUGGAUGGAGAGAAAGUUAGAAUUCUGCCAAAAUGUAACCAUGGAUUCCAUGUAAAAUGCAUAGAUACUUGGUUGCUUUCACACUCCUCCUGUCCUACUUGUAGACAGACUUUGAUUGAAUAUCCAACUAGUUGUGGAGCUGCAUCUGCUGUGAAUGUUGCUGUGGCUGCAAGGACCACAAAUCAUGUAGAUAAUGGCUUAGGAGGGCAUGAACAUAUGAACCUUUUAGCUAUGGAAGAAGUUGGCUGUUUGUGAGUUGAAAUAUAGCACCGAUACUUCAGAUUGAAGGCGUGUCCAAUGUCCAGACACAUCACCGGCACACUUGUUACAUUCACUAACUUUCAUUUUCUCAAAUUAUUAGUAGCGUCUACAUGUCGUUCUUAAAUGUCGAGUCUAUGUUAGUACUUCAUAGGUUGAAAUCAAACUCUCAAACAUCCAAGUUCUUCAACAAAAAAAAGAGAGAGAAAGGGUUGAUUGUGGUUGCAUUGCUAUACUUGAUAUUGAAGUAAAUAAUGACCAAAUGUAGUCAAAAUAUGCUGAAUUGCGGUUGUGACAUGGUUGCCGUCUUGCAGAGACAUAAAAAACCUAGAUUGUUUUCAAGGACUUUUUUCCAAAAUCUGAGUUUAGUCUUCAAUGUGGAACUUUUUAUGUUUAUGGCGCACUUGUAUCAUACUAUUAUUGUUCUAAGAAUCAAAGAUAUUAUAGCAGUAGGAAAAACUGUUGGAAGAUGAUUUCAGGGACCUUCAACAUGUGUGCAAGUUUUUCUGACAUAUGGUAUAGCAUGAAGUCUGAAUGUUUGUUGUCUGUAAAUAGAUUGUAAGGAAAUUAUGCACAACUAGUUCGAUACUUUGGUGACAUUUUGUGUUCAGAAAUAGAAGAGAAAAACUUGCUUCAUUUUUUCUUA